Messenger RNA from Mytilus californianus (California mussel), 681 nucleotides. RefSeq names its product lectin BRA-3-like. The record is from RefSeq and is a predicted model, not a curated record. The transcript has 4 exons. Bases 291 to 638 code for a protein of 115 amino acids. NCBI's taxonomy places the organism in Eukaryota, Metazoa, Mollusca, Bivalvia, Mytilida, Mytilidae.
UGCAAUGAAUAUUUCUGAAGGGAAAAACUUCUAAAUUUGAUAAUUUAAUGAUCCUUAGAAUUCCGUUGACAGUUAAAAAUGUUCGGCUCUCUUCACUUUAUUUACAAACAGUCUUUUAAAACAUACGUGUCCUUACCAAAUCGAUGUUCCUUUAAAAAUCGUAUUCCAAAUAUAUGUGCUGCAUUCCAUGUAAAGCCUUUUUGUUUUCUCUAUAAGCGUUUACUCACGCUCUGUGUCCAAAUGGUUGGCGUCAUUUUCAAGACUCAUGUUUUCUGCUGAAACAAGAAAAAAUGAACUGGAAUGAUGCCCAGCAUGCCUGUCAGGGAAUCCAUGCAAGACUUGCCGAAGUGCAGACUCAAGAAAAGGUGGAAUUCUUAAGGAAUAUGUUAUCAAAAGAGAAUGGAGAUUGGUGGAUAGGGGCAAAGGAUGACGUCAAAGAAGGCCAAUGGCGUUGGGCAUCCGGCGAACUGUUCGAUUACACCGACUGGGCUCCUAAUGAACCAAACAAUGAUAGGGACCAGGAUUGUCUACAGAUGUAUAAGACAGACCAGUAUCACUGGGAUGACGAUCACUGCUCUACAGCCAAGCAUUUCAUCUGUGAAAAAGGCUUUAAUACAACGUUACCGGUUAUUGGAUGAUUGUGUUGCCUUAAUUUAUAUAUACAAUAAACAUCAUAGCUUG